UAUCUCAUCAUCCCUCACUACUUAAUUAUAGCCAUAACAAUGGCUUUUUCCAAAAAAAUCCUUGUAGCAAUCCUCGCCAUAUCUUUGGUACUUUGCAUCACUACCCGCCUAAUUGAAGCUCAGGACUAUUCUCCUACAGAUCCUGACUAUACUCCAACCGAUCCUGGCGAUUCUCCUACGGAUCCUGACUACACUCCAACGGAUCCUGGCGACACUCCCACGGAUCCUGGUGACACUCCCACGGAUCCUGGUGACACUCCCACGGAUCCUGGCGACACUCCUACUGAUCCAGGCGACACUCCUACUGAUCCUGGCGACACUCCCACAGAUCCUGGCGACACUCCCACGGAUCCUGGCGAUACUCCCACGGAUCCAGGCGAUACUCCCACGGAUCCUGGCGACACUCCCACGGAUCCUGGCGACACCCCCACGGAUCCUGGCGACACCCCCACGGAUCCUGGUGACACCCCCACAGAUCCAGGCGACACCCCUACUGAUCCUGGCGACACUCCCACGGAUCCUGGCGACACUCCCACGGAUCCAGGCGACACUCCCACGGAUCCAGGAGAUACUCCCACGGAUCCUGGUGACACUCCCACGGAUCCAGGUGACACUCCCACAGAUCCUGGCGACACUCCUCCCACGGAUCCUGGCCAUACUCCAACCACGAGUCCGGGCCAUACUCCAACCACGGGUCCGGGCCAUACUCCAACUCCUAGUGUUCCAACUAAAGGAGGCCGAGUGUCAAUCUCUGAGGUGGUUACUGAUGAUUUCUUUAAUGGGAUAAUUGCUCAAGCUAGCUCAAGUUGUGCAGGUAAAAACUUCUACAGCAGGUCUGCUUUUCUGGAUGCUGUUAAUAAUUACCCUAACUUUGGUAAUCAUGGAUCAUCCGAUGUUUCUUUACGUGAAAUCGCUGCAUUCUUCGCCCACGUAACUCAUGAAACUGCACAUUUUUGCUACAUAGAAGAGAUAAGGAAAGCAAGAUAUUGUUUAGGAAGUGCAAAAUGGCCAUGCAAUCCUAACAAGCAAUACUAUGGAAGAGGACCUCUUCAACUCACUUGGAAUUACAACUACGGUCCUGCUGGCCAAACCCUUGGAUUCGACGGUAUAAAUGCACCAGAAACUGUUGCAAAUGAUCCAACACUCUCCUUCAGUGCGUCCUUAUGGUUUUGGAUGAAAAAUGUGGACCCGCUUAUUGUCUCGGGUCGUGGAUUCGGGUCUACAAUCCGAGCUAUAAAUAAUGGAGAAUGUGAUGGAAAAAAACCUGCUGCUGUUAAUGCUCGAGUUGGGUACUUUACUACUUAUUGCAAUCAUUUUGGUGUGGAUCCUGGGAGUAACCUUUCUUGCUAGACAUUACUAUAUAUGUUUACUUAUUGUAAGACCCGAUUCUAUGCAUGCUAGCUAGGCAUGUACUAUGUUACAUUUACGUAUUGAAUACUUUAUUUGUAUUAAUUAAGGGUUUAAGGGGUUUGAUGCUACCAACUCUAUCUUGUAUUUCUACUUUAUAUGCAAAAUUGAUACUUAUGAAUUCUAGAUGAUUGGAUGUUAUCACGA
Amaranthus tricolor (Joseph's coat) is the source of this 1554-nucleotide messenger RNA. Its product is annotated as basic endochitinase B-like. Lineage: Eukaryota; Viridiplantae; Streptophyta; Magnoliopsida; Caryophyllales; Amaranthaceae. The transcript has 2 exons. Bases 40 to 1350 code for a protein of 436 amino acids. Gene Ontology annotation, biological process: chitin catabolic process; cell wall macromolecule catabolic process. Gene Ontology annotation, molecular function: chitinase activity. The record is from RefSeq and is a predicted model, not a curated record.